This is a messenger RNA of Pteropus alecto (black flying fox), 2374 nucleotides long. RefSeq names its product hyaluronan binding protein 2 (gene HABP2). NCBI's taxonomy places the organism in Eukaryota, Metazoa, Chordata, Mammalia, Chiroptera, Pteropodidae. The transcript has 13 exons. Gene Ontology annotation, molecular function: calcium ion binding; serine-type endopeptidase activity. The record is from RefSeq and is a predicted model, not a curated record. Gene Ontology annotation, biological process: proteolysis. Bases 181 to 1857 code for a protein of 558 amino acids.
UAAUCAAGAUAGUUGGUUUGCAAAACAUUAAACAUUAAACAGUAUUUGAUGCCUAGUUAAUAAUUUGCAUCCUCUUCAUUUGUUCCUGAAUCCUUGAAGACUGACAUUUUUCCCCCCUAAAGGCACAGACAACGAAAGAAAUUGCAUUUAAAGCAAAACAAGAGUCCUUAAACUGCAGAGAUGUUUGCCAAAAUGUCUGCUCCCCAAGUUCUGCUGCUAAUGGUUCUAGCCGGAAAGACAGCCUUCGGGUUCUCUCUGAUGGCUUUGCUCCUAGAGCCCGACCCAGAUUGGACUCAUGACAACUAUGAGUACAGCUACGAGAAUUACAACCAGGAAGAGAACACCAAUCGUGAAGUUAGCCACCCUGAGAAUCCUGACUGGUACUAUGCAGAUGAUGAUCCAUGCCUGUCCAGCCCCUGUGAACAUGGUGGGAACUGCCUCAUCGAUGGGGACACUUUCACAUGCAGCUGUCCAGCCCCUUUCUCUGGAAGCAGGUGUCAGAACGUGAAAAACAAGUGCAAGGAUAACCCAUGUGGCCGGGGUGAAUGUCUCAUUAUUCAGAGUCCUCCCUUCUACCGCUGUGCCUGUAAACACCCUUACAAGGGUCCAGGAUGCUCUACAGUGGUUCCUGUGUGCCGGCCAAACCCCUGCCAAAAUGGCGGCACCUGCUCCCGGCAUCGGCGGAGAUCCAAGUUUACCUGCACCUGUACCAGCCAGUUCAAGGGGAAAUUCUGUGAAAUAGGUUCCGAUGACUGCUAUGUUGGUGAUGGCUACUCUUACCGAGGGAAAGCGAGUAAGACAGUCAACCAGCACUCAUGCCUUCACUGGAACUCCAAUCUCCUCUUGCAGCAGCAUUACAACAUGUUUAUGGAGGAUGCUGAGGCCCAUGGGAUUGGGGAGCACAACUUCUGCAGAAACCCAGAUGGAGACAAAAAGCCCUGGUGUUUCAUUAAAGUAAACAAUGAAAAGGUGAAAUGGGAGUACUGUGAUGUCUCAGCCUGCUCAGCCCUAGAUAUUACUGACCCAGAGAGAAGCCCCAUAGAGCCCCUGAUGGAGCUUCCGGGGUUUGACUCAUGUGGGACGACUGAGAUAUCAGAGAGGAAAAUCAAGAGGAUCUACGGAGGCUUUAAGAGCACGGCGGGCAAGCACCCGUGGCAGGUGUCCCUGCAGACCUUGGUGCCACUGACCGUCUACAUGCCCCAGGGACACUUCUGUGGGGGGGCGCUGAUCCACCCCUGCUGGGUGCUUACUGCUGCCCACUGCACUGACAUAAAAGACAAGAAUCUAAAAGUGGUGCUAGGGGACCAGGACCUGAAGAAGACAGAAUUCCAUGAGCAGACCUUCGGGGUGGAGAAGAUUUUCAAGUACAGCCACUAUAACGAAAGAGACGAAAUUCCCUACAAUGACAUUGCUUUGCUCAAGCUAAAGCCGGUGAACGGUCACUGUGCCCUGGAAUCCAAAUACGUAAAGACUAUAUGUUUGCCUGAUGGUCCCUUUCCCUCUGGAACUGAAUGUCACAUCUCUGGCUGGGGUGUUACAGAAACAGGGGAAGGGUCCCGCCAGCUCCUGGAUGCCAAAGUCAAGUUGAUCUCCAACACUGUGUGCAACUCCCGCCGGCUGUACAACCACACGAUCGAUGAGAGCAUGAUCUGUGCGGGAAACCUUCAGAAGCCUGGGCAAGACUCCUGCCAGGGUGACUCUGGAGGCCCUCUGACCUGUGAGAAGAAUGGCACCUACUACGUCUACGGGAUAGUGAGCUGGGGCCUGGAAUGUGGGAAGAAGCCAGGGGUCUACACCCAAGUUACCAAAUUCCUGAAUUGGAUCAAAGCCACCAUCCAAAGGGAGUCUAGCUUCUAAGGUGUCUUCCAAACUCUAGAGCCCAUCCUCCUUAGCACCCAGACAAGGAGAGGCUUCAUGGGCAGCAAUGGACCCCGUUGGAGCCUCCAGGAGGCCAUGCAGCGAAGUGUACAUGCUCUAAGCAGACAGCUGCUGCCUGGCCUGAGGAAUCCUGGACCAGCAUCUCUGACAUUUCAUCAGGCUCCCUCCAGAGUCACCCAAGAAAUGAUAUUGUUUGCUUCCCUUCAAACAAUUGUAUCUUCGAGAAAAAUCAGUGUUUAUUGACUGCCUCCAGCUUGGACAUUUGCAAAUGUGGAUUUCAGAAUGCCCAGCGUCAAUGAACAUCUUUAUUCCUCAUCCCGAACGUUCCAGGAGCACAACAGAACCCGUCAUCCACUUCGAGGUAUUAGAUAGAAAACCAAAAAUACAACAUUCUCCAUCUGCUUUCACAGAGCUGUUAUUUAAUAAAGGCAGAUCAAGGGCCGAGCUGGUGUGCCGUUUGUACAGCUCACCCAAGCCGAAGCCGUCUAAGCAAGCA